UACAUUUAGAAGAAUCAUUCCAAACAUUCCUUUUACUGCUUUUCACAAAAAAAAAACUCUCACUUCUCUCUUCUCUCUUCUCUCCUCUCCUCUCUCUCGGUAGAAACCACCAUUAAUUUUCAGUCUUCAUCUUCCAGACAUUGAUCUUGAUCUUCACUUUCAUCAUGGACACUGCUCAAUGGCCACAGGAGAUUGUGGUGAAACCAAUAGAAGAGAUAGUAGUCACAAACAACUCAUGCAGUACUCCAAAACCAGCAAAUAUUAUUAAUGGUGAAAACAAUUUGGAGAUCAGGAAGACAAGGCCUCACAAAGAACAAGCCUUGAACUGUCCAAGAUGCAAUUCAACAAACACAAAGUUUUGCUACUACAACAAUUAUAGUCUCACUCAACCAAGGUACUUUUGCAAGACUUGUAGAAGGUACUGGACUGAAGGAGGAUCUCUUAGAAACAUUCCUGUUGGUGGUGGUUCAAGGAAGAACAAGAGAUCAUCAAAUUCUUCUUCUUCUUCUUCUAAUUCAUCAUCAAAGAACAAGCUUCCUGAUUUGGUGACUCAUCAUCAUCAAAACCCUAACAAGAUCCAUGAUCAAGGCCAAGAUCUCAACCUUGCCUUCCCAAACUCUAUUAAUCAUGAAACAAAUGACAAGGUUUUGUCUUCUACUACUACCACCACCGCUACCACUAGUAUUACUGCUUUGAAUCAUGACAAUCCUCCUCAGAUUUCAGCUUUGGAAUUGAUAACUGGGAUUUCUUCAAGAGGGUUGAAUUCUUUCAUGCCAAUGAAUGUUGUUCAAGAUCCAAACACAGUUUACACAUCUGGGUUUCCAAUUUUGCAUGAUUUCAAGCAGCCAACAACAACCACCACCACCUUGAAUUUCUCUCUUGAUCAUGGCCUUGGAAGCAGUGGUGGGUAUGGGAUUCAAGAUGUUCAUCAAGAUCAUCAUACUAGUGGUAGUAGUGUUAGUGGGAGGCUUUUGUUUCCAUUUGAAGAUCUAAAGCACAUGUCAAGCACUACCACAAGUGAUAUUGAGCAAAAUAGAGGAGAAGUACACGGAGAUUCAACUGGGUAUUGGACUGGUAUGUUAGGAGGUGGAUCAUGGUAAUCAAGAUCAAAAAUCCUUUAAAAAAAAAAAAGAUCUAGCCUUUCCUCCUCCUCCUUAUUCUUCUUCCUUUUUAAAUUUUGAAUUUCUUAAAGUGGGUGGUUGUGACUUUUUUCGUUUUUCUUCAUUACUAACAGUGAUAGGGUACAUGGGUUUCUCUCCUCUUUUUCUCUCAAUUUGGUUUAUUACUAUCUCAACUUGAUCUUCUUAAAUUUAGUGGGGAUUUGAAGCUUUAUUUUAAGUUAGCUUCACAAAAGUGACAUGGGAUUCUCUCUCUGUAAAGAUAGAAGAAGAGGAGGAGGAGGAGGA
Messenger RNA from Tripterygium wilfordii, 1406 nucleotides. Its product is annotated as dof zinc finger protein DOF4.6-like. Gene Ontology annotation, molecular function: DNA binding; DNA-binding transcription factor activity. The transcript is spliced from 2 exons. Bases 165 to 1100 code for a protein of 311 amino acids. The record is from RefSeq and is a predicted model, not a curated record. Gene Ontology annotation, biological process: regulation of DNA-templated transcription. Lineage: Eukaryota; Viridiplantae; Streptophyta; Magnoliopsida; Celastrales; Celastraceae.